Messenger RNA from Trichoderma virens Gv29-8, 1536 nucleotides. RefSeq lists its product as uncharacterized. NCBI's taxonomy places the organism in Eukaryota, Fungi, Ascomycota, Sordariomycetes, Hypocreales, Hypocreaceae. The transcript has 3 exons. Gene Ontology annotation, cellular component: nucleus; CAF-1 complex. Bases 1 to 1536 code for a protein of 511 amino acids. Gene Ontology annotation, biological process: nucleosome assembly. The record is from RefSeq and is a predicted model, not a curated record.
AUGCCUCUUCUUGAGGUGUCACAUAACGUCAGGGAGCCAGAGUCAUCUGGACGGAAACGAAGUCACCAGGAGUUCUCCGCCGAGUCGGGAAAAGUUGAUCCGGCUGAAGAUGUUAAGAACAUCUUGCCCGUAAAUAUCCAAGAGCCGGAUGACUCUGUUGCAAAGCUAGAUAUCUCUGGAACCUCUACACCAGGGUCAGACUCAAAGCCCGCCACAGACAUGAAUCCACCGCCGAAACGGAAGCGCCUCACAGGCGCAGAAAAGGAAGCUCGAGAUAAGGAACUUGCUGAGAAAAAGGAAGUUCGAGAAAAGGAACUCGCAGAGAAAAAGAAAGAACGCGAGGAGAAAGCAGCAGCACAGGCCGCGGAAAAGGCUAAAAAAGAAGAAGAGAAAGCGGCACGAGCAAAAGAAAAGGAAGAAAAGCGAAAGGUGAAGGAAGAAGAGGAACGAGUAAAAGCCGACAAGAAACGAAAGAAGGAAGAGGAACUAGAGCGAAAGGCCAGAAGUCAGAAGACACUGGGCAGCUUCUUUAAGAUCCCGAAUACUCCCAAAAAAACCGAAGGAGAAGAUGUGGCCAAAGAGAAUAGCCCCGCAAAGGCCAACUUGUCGGUGGUCGAGAAACAAACAGUAUCGGAAUACUCCAAGAUGUUCAAGCCAUUUUUCGUCAAAGACAACACCCAAUUAGCACCGAUGGCAUCGCAGAUGGAUGAGACGACUAGGGAAACGAAGUCGAAGAUGUUGGACGACUAUAUCGCGAGCCAGAGCAGCGAAAAUGCUCCUCCAAAAUUCGACCCUCUAGAGGCAUUCUCAUUUUCCAGCCUCCCUGCUCCCCGUGGCAAACUGCAUCAGCCGGUCCGGCACCUGAUGGAGACAGCUUACAAGGCUUCACAAAAUGCAGGAAAGACAGGCAGUGCAGAUUCAAGUAAGAUCUUGACAGAAUUCCAGACCGGGCUGAGCAAAAUCCCCAUGAAAGUGAUUGCUUUCUCUCAGGAUGUGCGUCCGCCUUAUUACGGUACUGUAACUUUCAAGCCCUUUGCUCUUGGUAAAGGAAACAUGCAAAAACUAGCGCGAAGAUCAAUGGGCCGUCGACUACCACUCGACUACGAUUAUGACUCGGAGGCUGAGUGGCAGGACGAAGAAGAAGGCGAGGAUCUCGACCUAGAGGAUGAAGAGGAAGAGUUGGAUGAUGAGGAUGAUAUGGAUGGCUUCCUUGAUGAUUCCGAAGACGUUGGCCUCUCUAGAAGGGUGUUCGCCGAUACCAUGAAGCCCGAUAUUACGGGCCCAUGUGGUGCUGCUGGCUCCACCUCGGCCCCAGGUAAACUUGUCAAACCUGAGCUUCUGAACGAAAUCAAGAAGGCCAUCUUGGACAACAAGGCUCUCUCGAAAGUCGGCAUUGUUGACUUUAUCUUCCAUCAGUUCAAGGAUAGUGCUUCCCGUCUGGAAGUCAAGAACACAAUUGAGCAUGUUGCGGAAAAGAAAGGCACUGGUCGAACCAAGGAAUGGGAGCUGAAGCCAGGCCAUGAGAUUACUCUAUGA